AGGCCGUCAGGAGAUCCUGACGUGUACCUGGCAUAGGUACAGGUACCUGGCACAGGUACAGGUACCCUGGUACAGGUACCUGUGCCAGCCUCAGGGAGCAUUAAGAACAUAAAAUACGUAGUCAAUUAUCAAUUUCCUUCCACUUUGGUCAAUGUUUCUCCCCCAGACACUGAAGGUCGGCCUCGGUACUACCUUCACUCGCAGUGGCUCUAUAAAUACUAACAUUAAUAAUUUCUGUGAAAUUUUCUCUUGAAAUUCUUCACAAUGGGUGAGCGUAAGGGUGUCAACAAGUACUACCCGCCCGACUAUGAUCCAAGUCGUGGUGGUCUCAAUAAGUCGCAGGGCACACAUGCCCUCCGAGAGCGUGCCAGGAAGCUGCACCUGGGCAUCCUCAUUAUACGGUUUGAGAUGCCAUAUAACAUAUGGUGCGAAGGAUGCAACAACCAUAUUGGAACAGGUGUAAGGUAUAAUGCAGAGAAGAAGAAAGUUGGAAUGUAUUACUCAACUCCCAUCUAUCAAUUCCGCAUGAAGUGCCAUUUGUGUCCCAACCACUUUGAAAUUAAAACAGAUCCAGCGAACCUAGAUUAUGAAAUAGUAAGCGGUGCAAGGCGGCAAGAACGACGUUGGGAUCCAACAGAGAAUGAGCAAGUUGUUCCAGAGGAUAAAGAGAUAACCAGAAAGAUGGCCGUAGAUGCAAUGUUUAAAUUAGAACAUGGUGUUGGUGAUAAGGUCAAAUCCCAAGAGGUUGACCCUGUGCUUCAGAAACUUGAAAGGUUUCAGGCUCAUCGCUGGCAUGAUGACUAUUCUUCUAACAAGACUCUCAGGUCAGCUAUGAGGGUGAAGCGUGCCGAGGCACAGAUCCAAGCGGCGAGGGACGCCGCCUACAAUAUACCAGUACCUCUUCUGCCGCCCAGUGACAGUGAUGCCAGAACAGCCAGGUUGUUGCAGUUCACUCAGUCUAAGACAUCGGAGCAGUUACAGAGGGAGCGUCGAACCAUUAUAGAUGUACAGUCAGUAUUUGCUAAACUCAAGACCAAGAAGAUUUCUUCAGAAGCCAAGAAAGCUUUUGCUCAACAGUCAAUCAAGGAUAUUGUAGCAAAUUCACAAAAGAAUUUCAGCAAUUUUAAAAAUACUCUGGGUCCUCAGACACUAGGAAUUGUACCGAGGAAGACUGGAACACAAGAGUUAUCAUUAAAGUUAAAUGAAGAAGACCCAAAUACAAUAGACAUGCCUGUAAGUGAACCAAAUAAUCUGCAUGAUACUAACAAUUUAGGUAUUGUGCCUAGAAUGACUGUACCUCAAGAAUCUUUGUCAACGAUAAAUGAUGAACACACAAGCUCUCAACAUGACUCUGCAGUGGAUCCAGACAGUCUGCAUGAUGAACACACCUGUAACAUAUCUGUGACCAGUUCUGAAGGUUUUUCUAUGCUCACAGCCCAGCCCGAGGCCAGUUCAAUUACACCAGUUUCCUCAACUGACCCGAUAUCAAGAAAUCUUCCCCUAGUUGGUACCACAACUUCCACAGGUAUUGAAAGUACUUUAUUGGCAAGUACACAGUGUUGUGAUGGUGUAUCAAGCUCACACACUCCUCACAGUAAAUCACACGUUAGUGUAAGUGUGGUUCCUCAUAGCCGUGAUAAGGGAACAGUGUCAGGCCUUGUCAGUUAUGACUCCAGCACCAGUGAUAGUGAUAACUCUCUAUAAAUAUUAUUAUUAUCCCCUCCAGUGAGGUUCCUUGAUGCCAGUAAGGGGGGGGGGCUCUUGAUGUAAGGAACUAGAUCUAUCUCUUUCUUGAAUUGAACCUAAUUACAUCUUAUUCCACAGUCAAAAAUGCGAUGAGUUAGUUUCACUGUGUAUGAAUACUGAAGGUGGACAUGACAUUUAUGGGAAUAGGGGGAGGGGAAGGAAGGUGUAGCUGUAGGGGUCAUACAGCACCUGGGGAGAAUGGGAGAUAAUCAGGUUCCAUUACAUAAAGGAAAGUCAGUUUUAUUCCUUUAAUCAAGGUCUGUUCACUGAUAUCAAGGAACCUCCAUUAAGGAAUUUUGAGGAGUAAUAGAUAAAUCAAUGUCCUCUUAAGAAAAGUAUCCGCUGGCAACAUUUAUAAAAUAAUGUAAAUGCAAAUUUAAUGCACCCUGAUGGCUAAUGCUAAUAAUGUAAAGAAAAUUUAAUAAAAACUAAUACAGCUU
Cherax quadricarinatus is the source of this 2186-nucleotide messenger RNA. The record is from RefSeq and is a predicted model, not a curated record. NCBI's taxonomy places the organism in Eukaryota, Metazoa, Arthropoda, Malacostraca, Decapoda, Parastacidae.